UACCAUUUGUCAUAUGUCAAUGAACCAAAAAGAUAAAUGCUUUUUUAAAAAAUUGUUAUACCAUACAAAUUAUUAAAAAUAUAUCAUAUUCACUUUUGGCGUCCAAAACAUCAGUUGUUGACGGUUAAACCCUAAACAAUGUCGCACAACACAGAGUGGUUAUUCGUGGUGCUUGUUGUGGUUCAGGCAAAUUGGGCAAUAAAAAUUAAGUUCACCAAUUUGCAGUGUGACGAGUACGACAAGCCAUUCGCCAACUUUGAGAAAUGUCGGCUUAAGGCAAUAGAUCGCCAUAGAGUGGCCUUAAAUGUUACCGUCGCCUUGCAUCAGAUACCUGUAAAUAAUGUUUCACUUAAUGUACAACUACUGAAGAAAGGCAAUGGUUACAGGCCCUUCAUGUAUAACAACACCAUGGAUUUUUGUCAGUUCUUAAAAACACCAUCGCGUUAUAUGUUUUGGAAAAUUGUAUUCUUACGUAUGGUGAGACCAGCCUCGAAUAUUAAUCACACCUGUCCAUUCGAUCAUAACAUCAUUGUCCAAAAUUUAAUUUUGGAUAGCUCCAUGUUGGACCUUAUACCAUUUCCUGCAGACGAUUACAUGAUGCGCUUUAAAGUUGGUGCCUACAAUCACUACAAGGCCGAAGUUCGUGCUUUUAUUCAAAUUUAUAAUUGAACAUAAUAAGUUGACUUGUAUAGAAGUUAAAAAACUUUAUUAAAAAUAGAAAAAGACAAAGUCAACAUAAGAA
Messenger RNA from Stomoxys calcitrans (stable fly), 742 nucleotides. RefSeq lists its product as uncharacterized. NCBI's taxonomy places the organism in Eukaryota, Metazoa, Arthropoda, Insecta, Diptera, Muscidae. The transcript has 4 exons. The record is from RefSeq and is a predicted model, not a curated record. The coding region runs from base 139 to 669 and encodes 176 amino acids.